Molecule: messenger RNA, 3727 nt
Organism: Otolemur garnettii (small-eared galago)
Lineage: Eukaryota; Metazoa; Chordata; Mammalia; Primates; Galagidae
Gene: LRIG2
Product: leucine rich repeats and immunoglobulin like domains 2
Exons: 17
Coding region: 45-3098 (1017 amino acids)
Molecular function (GO): protein binding
Source: RefSeq, a predicted model, not a curated record
CUAUCCGGCGGCUCUUCUCGGCCAGGUCCAGGUCGAGGGGGAAAAUGGCGCCGGCGCCCCUAGGCGUCCGGGAGGAGCGGUUGCUGGGGUGUCGGUCCGACCCGCUGUCCCGACUCCUUUUCCUUGCCCAGGCGGUCCUGCUCCUCCUGCCCACCGCCCGAGCUGGUCUUUGCCCCGCACCCUGCUCUUGCCGCAUUCCCGUCCUGGACUGCAGUCGCAGGAAACUGCCCGCGCCGAGCUGGAGGGCGCUGUCGGGCUCGCUGCCCCCUGCCACCGCGAGUCUGGAUUUGAGUCAUAACCGGUUGUUUAACUGGAACAUCAGCUUGGAAUCACAAACAUUACAGGAAGUGAAAAUGAAUUACAAUGAGCUAACAGAAAUCCCAUAUUUUGGAGAAAUAACAUCUAAUAUUACUCUACUUUCAUUAGUUCAUAAUAUAAUCCCAGAAAUAAAUGCAGAGGUGUUCCAGUUUUAUCGUGCUCUUGAGAAUUUAGACCUUAGCUCAAAUAUAAUAUCAGAAAUCAAGACAUCUUCAUUUCCUCGAAUGCAGCUUAAAUACCUGAAUUUGAGUAAUAACAGAAUAACCACGUUGGAGGCUGGUUGCUUUGAUAAUUUAUCAAGUUCCUUAUUAGUGGUAAAGUUAAACCGUAACCGAAUUAGCAUGAUUCCACCUAAGAUCUUCAAGCUGCCUCACCUCCAAUUCUUGGAACUUAAAAGAAACAGGAUUAAAAUUGUGGAAGGUCUUACAUUCCAAGGACUUGACUCCUUAAGAUCUUUGAAAAUGCAGCGGAAUGGAAUUAGCAAACUUAAAGAUGGAGCAUUUUUUGGCUUGAAUAACAUGGAAGAACUUGAUUUGUCCUAUAACCAGCUGACCCGCCUGGAUGAGUCUGCCUUUGUGGGUCUGAGCUUACUGGAGAAAUUAAAUUUAGGGGACAACAGAGUUACUCACAUUGCUGAUGGUGUGUUUAGGUUUCUCUCAAAUCUUCAAGCACUAGACUUAAGAAACAAUGAAAUUUCAUGGGCCAUAGAAGAUGCUAGUGAAGCCUUUGCUGGACUGACAAGUCUCACUAAAUUAAUUUUACAAGGAAACCAGAUUAAGUCAAUUACAAAGAAAGCAUUCAUUGGUCUUGAAUCUCUUGAGCAUCUAGAUUUGAACAAUAAUGCUAUAAUGUCUAUCCAAGAAAAUGCUUUUUCUCAGACUCACUUGAAAGAACUGAUUCUGAACACAAGCAGUUUGCUCUGUGACUGCCAUUUGAAGUGGUUACUUCAAUGGCUGGUUGAUAAUAAUUUCCAGCAUUCUGUGAAUGUAAGCUGUGCACACCCUGAGUGGUUAGCAGGACAAAGCAUCCUGAAUGUGGAUCUGAAAGAUUUUGUCUGUGAUGAUUUUCUCAAGCCACAAAUGAGGGUACAUCCUGAAAACACAGUUGCUCUACGAGGCAUGAACGUGACUCUGCUGUGCACUGCCGUGAGCAGCAGCGACUCACCCAUGUCCACUAUGUGGCGAAAAGAUAGUGAAAUCCUCUAUGAUGUGGAUAUUGAGAAUUUUGUUCGUUAUCGGCAGCAAGCUGGAGAAGUUCUGGAAUAUACCAGUAUCUUACAUCUUUUCAAUGUGAAUUUCACAGAUGAAGGAAAAUACCAGUGUAUUGUUACUAAUCACUUUGGUUCUAAUUACUCUCAGAAAGCCAGACUGACUGUGAAUGAGAUGCCAUCUUUUCUGAAAACGCCAAUGGAUCUAACGAUUCGCACUGGUGCCAUGGCCAGAUUAGAAUGUGCUGCAGAGGGACACCCUGCACCUCAGAUUUCCUGGCAGAAAGAUGGUGGUACUGACUUUCCUGCGGCUCGAGAAAGACGAAUGCACGUCAUGCCCGAAGAUGAUGUCUUCUUUAUUGCCAAUGUGAAAAUAGAAGACAUGGGAGUCUACAGCUGCAUGGCACAAAAUACAGCAGGAGGCCUCUCAGCAAAUGCCUCGCUAACAGUGUUAGAGACACCCUCCUUCAUUAGACCUCUGGAGGAUAAGACAGUAACUCGAGGCGAAACUGCAGUACUACAGUGCAUAGCUGGAGGGAGUCCUGCCCCUCGCCUCAACUGGACUAAAGAUGAUGGACCACUGCUGGUGACAGAACGACACUUCUUUGCUGCAGCCAACCAACUUCUCAUCAUUGUAGAUGCUGGGCUAGAAGAUGCUGGAAAAUAUACCUGCAUUAUGUCUAACACCCUUGGGACAGAACGUGGCCACAUUUACCUAAAUGUUAUUUCAUCUUCCAAUUGUGACUCUUCCCAGAGUAGCAUUGGAUAUGAAGAUGAUGGCUGGACCACAGUUGGUAUUGUCAUCAUUGUUGUGGUCUGCUGUGUUGUGGGUACCUCUUUGAUUUGGGUCAUUGUUAUUUACCACAUGAGAAGGAAAAAUGAAGACUAUAGUAUCACAAACACUGAGGAGCUCAAUCUGCCUGCAGACAUUCCCAGCUACUUGUCUUCCCAAGGAACACUGUCUGAGCCACAGGAAGGAUACAGCAACUCUGAGGCAGGCAGUCAUCAGCAACUUAUGCCUCCUGUCAAUGGAUAUAUACACAAAGGCACUGAUGGUGGCACUGGCACCCGAGUGAUCUGCUCAGAUUGUUAUGACAAUGCCAACAUCUACUCCAGGACCCGCGAAUACUGUCCGUACACCUACAUCGCUGAGGAGGAUGUUUUAGAUCAGACACUGUCCAGCCUCAUGGUGCAGAUGCCCAAAGAGACUUAUUUAGCACAUCCUCCCCACGAUGCUCCUGCCCUGGAGAGCUUGAUAGCAUCAGCAGACAGAGAGCUGUCUGCCUUUCCCACCAACCAUGAGAGGAUGGUGGAGAAGAAACUUCCGUCCACACAGAUGAGCAGUGAAACAUCGCAGCGGCCUCUGUGGAACAUAAACAAAGAACUAGGCCUGCCUCAUCCUCACUUUUCCCAGCAGCCAGUCCUCGAGUCACCACAACUUCACCGAAAUGAGGGUCUGGCAGAAAGGGAUCCAGACUGUUCCACCUCCCCCACGUCUUGCCACAGGUUACAGGACCACACUUUUAAUUUUAAUAGGACUCGGAACAUUCAAGAUGGUAGUGAGGGCACAUGAAACUCACUUCAGGAUGAAAUCUGGGCAAAGACUCAUUAAUUCAUUUUGUAUUUACUACCUCGGAGUUCAGAAAAAACCCCAAAGUCAGCAUUUGCUUUGCUCUAUGUUUAUGAUGACAUCUGACACACCAAAGUGGGCCACAUACUAGUUUGGGCAUAUCCCUGGUGAAGAAAGGGUAACAGCUGACAGAAAUGGGUACAUACGAUUGAAAAUGUGCAGCAUCAGAGGGAAGAGAAGGCAAGUGCUAAUGCUCCCACAGGCAUGUGUCCAGGUGUGCAUUGCCUGUCAGGAAGAGGGUCAUUGCUGCUGAACAGGUGGGAUUGUCCCAGUCCUCAGAAUGACCUGAGAAACAUCACUACUUGGAUGUUUUACUUUGCCUUCUAAGGAGCAAAAGUAACUUUGGAGCCUUCUGGCAAGUGUGCUUAAGAUUCUUUAGUGAUUUUAAGCAGAUAGUUGAGAUUGGGGCUUUGAUAUUCAAGGUCUGUGGCAAGAAUUCCAGGCUUGACCAACUGGUACCAGGUCAAAGGCUUUCAUAUUCUUGAGAUUUUUUUUUUUUUGUCCUUAUUGCUAAGGGAGCUCUUUGUGUAUAUAUAUAUGUGCAUUUAUAAAUAAUUUUUCUACUCAUUGAC